Molecule: messenger RNA, 891 nt
Organism: Aspergillus alliaceus
Lineage: Eukaryota; Fungi; Ascomycota; Eurotiomycetes; Eurotiales; Aspergillaceae
Exons: 2
Coding region: 188-703 (171 amino acids)
Source: RefSeq, a predicted model, not a curated record
CCUAAAGGUGCUGUAGAGUAUUGAUAGAGCUACUCUCUUGGUCCCCCUCCUGGUUGUUUCGUUUAUUAUCUCCUUGUCGCUUCACAACAAAGGGAAGGCAUUCUCAUACUUCUAGAUACAAUACAGAAACUUAAAGACCUGAUCAACUUAUUUUAUCUCUCAGCGUGAGGACAUAGACAUACUCGACAUGUCCGGGGCAAUAGGCUACUACUGCUCUUGUGUUAUCAUCGUCGCUCUGGCAGCACAAUCGAACGCACAGGGGCUGAUAACCGAUGUCGAAGGCCCGGAUGGAACCGGUACAACGAGGUCGUCAUCCCCCAAAUCAUUAUCAGCAGGGAUGAUUGUCCUGUGCACGAUAGUCGGGGUAGUGGUUUUAAUUGGAAUCACGUCGACUGUUCUGUUCAUCAUCGCGAAACGACGUCAAUGGGCAAUGCGCGAGGCAAUAACUCGAUCUGCUCGACGAGCCACACAAGCCAUCAAAACACCAUUGUCUGCCAGGUUUCCGAGGUCUCAGCUCCCGCAAGGUGGAAUGAGCUCGGGCGAUAAUUCUACCCGUCGUGUUGAAGGAAGAAGCCACAGACAGAAGGCCAAUCCCAAGCACAAUGAUAUAGAAAAGAACUCUCUGAUUACGGAAAACGAACGAGCUAGAAAUGGGGUAAAGUCGCGGACCUGGGGUUCACUUUUCUCCUUUGGUCGCUCAUAAAUGACUUUCAGUCCACUUUUUUGCUUGUAUGUUCGUAGUGAGCUGGAGUAUGUUGGUUGGUUAAUAGCGCUGGCUUGGAUCUAUGACUUGACAUUGGGGCAUGUUUGAGACAUAGCAUUGUGGAUUCGUUUUGCUUUAUAGUCUAUCUUUCAGAGCCUUGUUCUCCUUCUACGUGUCAAGAACUUGAU